AUGUCAGGGGUUCGAUCCCCGUACCUGCUGGUGGCGACGCUGGCGGCGGCGUCCACAACACAAGCAGAUAAACAUCCCGAUGGAGGACACAGUUCCGGAAUUCCGGCCAACGCCGACGGCAUCUUCGGAGAACGCAUCAAGAUUCGUGAACAGAUACCCUCGUUAGGUUCCCAGAGCCGAGGUGGCGGUGGGUCAGGAUCAGGGGAAGACCUGACUAGUUCCUACACCUCCUUAGAUGUGCGAGGUGACAUUACCUUUCCUAGUUUGUCUAAAGACUUGGCUGACAGCCGGUCCCCGGCCAGCCAGGCCAAACAGUCGAGUAAGCAGACAGACCAGACACAGGCAGUAAUUCAAACUUUUGGUAGUUUGAAACAGACACAGACUCCCCAGACAUAUCCAGCCCCUUCGUCUUUAAACAGUAAUCAGUACACUGAGGCCAAGCAAAGGUCCCAGACCGUCGGUGCUCCACAACAGUCUUCACAGACCUUCGGUGCUCCACAACAGUCUUCACAGAGCUAUGGUGCACCACAGAAGCUUUCACAGAGCUAUGGUGCUGCACAACAGUCUUCACAGAGCUUUGGUGCACCACAGAAGCCUUCACAGAGCUUUGAUUCAGCACAGCAGCCUUCACAGAGCUAUAGUGCUCCACAGCAGCCUUCACAGAGCUAUGGUGCUCCACAGAAGCCUUCACAGAGCUAUGGUGCUCCACAGAAGCCUUCACAGAGCUAUGGUGCUCCACAGAAGCCUUCACAGAGCUACAGUGCUCCACAGCAGCCUUCACAGAGCUAUGGUGCUCCACAGCAGCCUUCACAGAGCUAUGGUGCACCAAAGAAGCCCUUACAGAGCUAUGGUGCUCCACAACAGUCUUCACAGAGCUUUGGUGCUCCACAGCAGUCUUCACAGAGCUUUGGUGCUCCACAGCAGUCUUCACAGAGCUUUGGUGCCCCACAGCAGCCUUCACAGAGCUAUAGUGCUCCACAGCAGCCUUCACAGAGCUAUAAUGCUCCACAGCAGCCUUCACAGAGCUAUAGUGCUCCACAGCAGCCUUCACAGAGCUAUAGUGCUCCACAGCAGCCUUCACAGAGCUAUAGUGCUCCACAGCAGCCUUCACAGAGCUAUAGUGCUCCACAGCAUGCUCCACAGCAGCCUUCACAGAGCUAUAGUGCUCCACAGCAGCCUUCACAGAGCUAUAGUGCUCCACAGCAGCCUUCACAGAGCUAUAGUGCUCCACAGCAGCCUUCACAGAGCUAUAGUGCUCCACAGCAGCCUUCACAGAGCUACAGUGCUCCACAGCAGCCUUCACAGAGCUAUAGUGCUCCACGACAGCCUUCACAGAGCUAUAGUGCUCCACAGCAGCCUUCCCAGAGCUACAGUGCUCCACAGCAGCCUUCACAGAGCUAUAGUGCUCCACGACAGCCUUCACAGAGCUAUAGUGCUCCACAGCAGCCUUCACAGAGCUAUAGUGCUCCACAGCAGUCUUCACAGAGCUAUAGUGCUCCACGGCAGCCUUCACAGAGCUAUAGUGUUCCACGGCAGCCUUCACAGAGCUAUAGUGCUCCAAAGCAGCCUUCACAGAGCUAUAGUGCUCCAUGGCAGCCUUCACAGAGCUAUAGUUCUCCAAAGCAGCUUUCACAGAGCUAUAGUGCUCCAAAGCAGCCUUCACAGAGCUAUAGUGCUCCAAAGCAGCCUUCACAGAGCUAUAGUGCUCCACGGCAGCCUUCACAGAGCUAUAGUGCUCCAACGCAGCCUUCACAGAGCUAUAGUGCUCCACAGCAGUCUUCACAGAGCUAUAGUGCUCCACAGCAGCCUUCACAGAGCUAUAAUGCUCCACAGCAGCCUUCACAGAGCUAUAGCACUCCACAGCAGUCUUCACAGACCUAUAGUGCUCCACGGCAGCCUUCACAGAGCUAUAGUGCUCCAACGCAGCCUUCACAGAGCUAUAGUGCUCCACAGCAGUCUUCACAGAGCUACAGUGCUCCACAGCAGCCUUCACAGAGCUAUAGUGCUCCAAAGCAGCCUUCACAGAGCUUUGGUGCUCCACAGAUUUACGGACCUCCCAAAGAAUCUCGGCAAAAACCGUUGCAACAGUACACUGCUCCUCAAGAGAGUCGGAAAAACGGUUACAGUGGCCAACAGAGCAACGGAGGUGGGUACAAUGACCAACAGAACAACGGAGGUGGCUACGGUGGCCAACAGAACAACGGAGGUGGCUACGGUGGCCAACAGAACAACGGAGGUGGCUACGGUGGCCAACAGAACAACGGAGGUGGCUACGGUGGCCAACAGAACAACGGAGGUGUCCUUAAUGUUGCAGAUCACAAGGGAAUGCCAUACGGGUUUGACUACUCGGUUAACGAUGUGGACUCAGGGGCAGACUUCUCACAGAAAGAAUCUUCUGACGGGACUGUGGUGAAGGGGGAGUACAGAGUACAGCUUCCUGACGGCCGGCUCCAGAUUGUUACCUACACUGCUGACCAUCACAGCGGCUACACUGCUGACGUUCGGUACGAAGGAGAAGCACAGUAUCCAAAAGGGAACUCUGGCAGUGGCAGUUGGAGUAACAACGGAGGUAACGGUUACGCUAAUGAGCAACAGAAUACUAACGCCGGUGGCUAUGGUAGACAACAGAACGAAGGUGGAAGCAGCUUUAGCGCACAACUGAAUAACGAAAGGAGUAAUGCCUUUGGAGGAAAGCAGGGCAUUGGAAGUAGCAGUGGCUAUGGCAACAGCAGAAGGGGCAGCAGUAGCUUCUUAGGGAGAACAGAUGAGGCGCAGAUACCGUCUCAGACUUACAGAUCACCACAGCAAGACCCUCCACAGCUCUCACAGAGUUACGGUCCACCACAGCAAGACCCUCCACAGCUCUCACAGAGUUACGGUCCACCACAGCAAGACCCUCCACAGCUCUCACAGAGUUACGGUCCACCACAGCAAGACCCUCCACAGCUCUCACAGAGUUACAGUCCACCACAGCAAGACCCUCCACAGCUCUCACAGAGUUACGGUCCACCACAGCAACAACUCUCACAGAGUUAUGGACCACCAACAUAA
This is a messenger RNA of Cherax quadricarinatus, 3051 nucleotides long. The record is from RefSeq and is a predicted model, not a curated record. NCBI's taxonomy places the organism in Eukaryota, Metazoa, Arthropoda, Malacostraca, Decapoda, Parastacidae.